CGUUUCAGCGCUGAAGCAUAAACCAGAAUGGGGUUGAAAGGAGUCGCCUUCCUCCUCCAGUGCUCGCUGGCGUUGGCUGCAGCCAUGUAUUUUGAUCUGGGAGAGCAGGAGGAAAAAUGCAUCAUUGAGGAGAUUCCUGAAGACACUCUGGUGACAGGACACUUCUUCUUAGAGCCAUGGGACGUGAAGUCUUUCGAUCGCUCGGCUCUCCUCGGUGUCACCGUUACAGUCAGAGACCCAAACCACGAGAUUCAGAUGUCCAAACGCUACGGAAAAUUUGGUAAAUUCACCUUCACAGCUCACGCCUCUGGUCAGCACUAUCUCUGCUUCCAAACCAACUCCACAAGGUUCUCCGUUUUUGCUGGAGAGAGGCUGAAACUACAUUUGGACGUUCAGAUGGGCGAGCACUCAAUUGAUCACAGUGUGGACAGAACCAAAGACAACCUGCAAACUCUGGAGGAAAAUCUCCAGCACCUCAUUAGUCAGAUGACACACAUCACCAGGCUGCAGGAAUACCACAGGGAAAAAGAGGAGCUAUUUCGUCAGAUCAGUGAAGAAACCAACAGCAAGGUGUUGUGGUGGGCUGUGGUUCAAACCUUCACUCUUCUCUCUGUUGGUUUCUGGCAGAUGAAACGACUCAAAGACUUCUUCAUAGCCAAGAAACUGGUGUGAUGAGGACUUCUGGCCAGGAAAGAUACACUUCCUGGUUUCUGCUGUGCAGGUUCUUCUUCACGGCUCUGCUGUUCCAAGACAUAAACAUUAUUUCAGGACUUGGAAAUACAAGACAUGAGCAUUUGAGAUGAUUUACAGCUGAGUAUGGGUAAAGAAAUGAAACUUAAAAAAUGUUUCACAAAAUUAAUCUACCUUUUGUUGAUGCAAUGCUUUAAUUCAUGUGAUUGUCACAGUUCAAAUGUUUAUAUCCACUUGUUAAGAGCAUGAAUGUCAUCUUAAUGUUGGACUUUUAAUAAACUAUUUGAAUUUGUCAAAG
Messenger RNA from Fundulus heteroclitus (mummichog), 988 nucleotides. RefSeq names its product transmembrane emp24 domain-containing protein 11. Gene Ontology annotation, cellular component: endoplasmic reticulum; COPII-coated ER to Golgi transport vesicle; endoplasmic reticulum-Golgi intermediate compartment. The record is from RefSeq and is a predicted model, not a curated record. Bases 28 to 672 code for a protein of 214 amino acids. Lineage: Eukaryota; Metazoa; Chordata; Actinopteri; Cyprinodontiformes; Fundulidae. The transcript has 5 exons. Gene Ontology annotation, biological process: intracellular protein transport; endoplasmic reticulum to Golgi vesicle-mediated transport; Golgi organization.